This is a messenger RNA of Lingula anatina, 1509 nucleotides long. RefSeq lists its product as uncharacterized. The record is from RefSeq and is a predicted model, not a curated record. Gene Ontology annotation, biological process: homophilic cell-cell adhesion. Lineage: Eukaryota; Metazoa; Brachiopoda; Lingulata; Lingulida; Lingulidae. Gene Ontology annotation, molecular function: calcium ion binding. Gene Ontology annotation, cellular component: membrane.
AUGACUUCAGAUUGCUAUGAUGUGUUCAAGACGGAAAAUACCACACCUGGUGUAUAUACUGUGUAUCCUAUCUCUGACGUCACAAAGUCAAAAGCCCCAGCACCACUGAUGGAUUUAGAUUCCAUCUCGCAGACCGUCAGUAACUUUAGGAUUGAUCAAACAACAGGGAAUAUCACACUUAUAGCUCCGUUGGAUUUUGAAAAGGAUGCACAACACAGUUUGAUGGUUAUGGCAAGGGACCAAUACGGUUGGAACAGCACAGCAACGGUCUACGUAAGAGUAGGGGACGUGCCAGAGGAACCGCUCACUACAUCACCUCAAGAUUGCUAUGAUGUGUCCAAGGCUGGUAACACCACACCUGGUGUAUAUACUGUGUAUCCUGGCUCUGACGUCACAAAGUCAAAACCCCCAGCACCACUGAUGGUUUACUGUGAGGACGGAUGGACUUAUCUUCAGCGGAGAUCUGGCUACAGAAACCAUUACCCAGUCAACUUCGAUAGAGAUUGGAAUGACUAUAAAGAUGGCUUUGGCGAUCUUCGUGGUAAUUUCUGGCUUGGAAAUGAGAACAUCCACUCUCUGACGAAGAACAAAGCAUACAAACUGAUGGUUCAGGUUGAAACAUUGAAUGACAAAAAGAAUUAUGUCGCAGAGUACGAAGCAUUCAAUAUCGAUGACGAAGCCAGUCUUUAUACUCUACAUGUCUCCGGGUACUCAGGCAACGCAGGGGACGGACUCGGAACCCACAACGGCCUUCCUUUCAGCACCAAGGAUAAAGACAACGACAAAAGUUUCGGCUUUUGUGGCGACAUCUAUGGUGGAUGGUGGUAUCACGACUGUCGUCUGGCGGAUCUAAACGGUUGGAUGGAAUGGUUCACCGGAAACAAAUGGCUUUUCUUGGAUCGCACCGUGAUGAAAAUUAAUCCUGCUUCUGUUAAUUAGAUGCUUUGAUAACAAUGCGUUGAUUUUAACGGUGAAUAAAGGGGAAGAUGUGAACGUUGCUAAAUUACAAAAUAUAGCAUGGUUUCUUUUUUAUUCUGAAUACAAUCUUAAGCCACUUCACGGACAUCGACAUAUUUAAAUAGUUUGGGCACUGAUGAAGAGUUUCCAUGUAUUGAUGUAUAUAACAUGGAACACAUGUGCUCCUUUUGUUGCUCUUUUUAUUCGCUUUAUUACCUUGUGCUAGUAAGACUGUACACCCACACCCUCCUACCCACCCACCCCUACUUAACACAAUGUGCAUAUCGAGGUGUUGAAAGCCAUCAGAGCUAUAUUGAAGGGAUUACCGAAAUAAAUGCUUUACUGAGCCAAUUAUAAACGGAAGCUGAAAUAAAAUUUAUGAUUACAGAUUAUGGCUGUUUGACAGCGGUAAUUAGACUGUCUUUAGAAGUUUAUUAGUAUACAAAUAUUGACUGUUUUUGCCAUAUCAUAAUGUUUUCUCUUUGUCACGGGGGAAGUAAAGAUCAAAUCUUUGUCUGAAGUCGAAAGGGGUUUCUGAUUCAGUCAAAAAGA